AUGCCUUCUCUCACGCCAAAGACGGACCGAUCAAUUGUCAAUCGAGAUGAUGCUAGUCAGCCAAUUAGCAAUCCAGCGCUGCAGGCUCACACCUCUAGUGUUGACGAGGAAAGCCCACUCAUCGGAAGCACAAACGAUGUGCCGCAGCGAGCCCUAACUAGCAUCGCGGGCGUAAUCACGGUGCUCUUGCUUGGCGAAUUCAUAUCUAAUGCCGACUCUACAAUCAUCAUGGCCGCUGCGGGCUCUAUCUCAUCCGAGUUCAAUCGGUUGCAUGAUGCUAAUUGGCUGUCCACUGCCUAUACCCUGGGCCUAUGUGCUUCUCAGCCUAUGUAUGGUAAACUCAGCGACAUUUACGGCCGCAAACCAUUGUUGCUAGUCUCUUACCUUCUCCUUGCGCUAGGCUGUGUUAUCUGCGGUCUUGGCCCUAUAAUGCCUGUCGUUAUUCUAGGCCGAAUAAUCAGUGGUAUGGGCGGCGCGGGUAUCGUUGCCAUGAGUGCCAUUAUCAUCACAGAUAUCGUGCCUAAGAGAGACGUCGCCACCUGGAGAGCUUAUGUAAAUAUCUCUAUGACUCUUGGUCGCAGUGCUGGCGGGCCCAUGGGCGGAUGGCUUACAGAUACCAUCGGAUGGCGCUGGCUCUUCCUUCUCCAGACCCCGUUACUAGGUAUUGCUGCAAUGCUUGUAUUUUUCUUUUUGGAAAAUCCCAAUCGCUCAGAGGUCUCCGAUGACCAUGAGAGCUCGCCUUCCAUUCGUCGCGUGGAUUUUCUCGGUACCGCUCUACUAGCUACUGGCAUUGCAGCCAUUAUACUUCUAUUCGACCGCGGUGGACAGGCCUUUUCCUGGACUUCUGGUUUUUCCAUUGCACUUGCUGUCACCGGCAUUCUUGCCCUUGUCACAUUUGUAUAUGUGGAAUCCUAUGUUGCCCCUGAGCCCAUCUUCGAUUUACGUAUCCUUCGGCGUCGAAACGUUGUAUCAAGCUAUCUGAUUGGCGGUUUGCAAAUUUCUGCCCAAGUCGGUAUGAUGUUUACUGUUCCGUUGUAUUUUCAGGUUAUGAUGGGCUUUGCUCCGACCAUUGCCGGUGCUCAUCUGGUCCCUGCAGUCUUUGGGAACACAAUAGGUGGUGUGUUGGCUGGACUCUUCAUCCGAAAGACCGGUCGCUAUAAGCCCGUGUUGAUCAUUGCCGGUAUCUUCGCCUCUAUAUCCUAUGUUCUUCAAUUCUUUUUUUGGAAUGGUCAUACUGGGUUUUGGGAGUCUUUGUAUAUUAUUCCAGGCGGAGUGGGCACUGCAUUCGCAUCGGCGGCUACAUUUGUGACCAUGACCUCGUUCCUCGGAUCAGGUGAAGUCGCGAUGGCAACAAGUGGCUACAUCGUUUUCUAUACUUUUGCCAUAACAGCUGGUGUGACGGCAACUAACACGGUACUGACCGUAACAUUCAAGCAUCAUAUGCAGCGCGGACUACAGCAACAUCCUGAUGUGGAAUAUAUCGUACGUCACGCAUUGUCCGACACAUCAUACAUUGCCAGCCUCACGGGCCGUGUGAGAGAAGUUGUAUUGCAAAGUUACCUGUCUGGCUUGCACCAUACUUACGUCAUUUCAUUUGCCAGUUCAAUGAUCGGGUCUAUCAUUGGAUGGACUGUUCGGGAUCAACGACUCUAA
Messenger RNA from Talaromyces atroroseus, 1653 nucleotides. RefSeq lists its product as hypothetical. The record is from RefSeq and is a predicted model, not a curated record. The coding region runs from base 1 to 1653 and encodes 550 amino acids. Gene Ontology annotation, cellular component: fungal-type vacuole membrane. Gene Ontology annotation, biological process: basic amino acid transport; transmembrane transport. The transcript has 8 exons. NCBI's taxonomy places the organism in Eukaryota, Fungi, Ascomycota, Eurotiomycetes, Eurotiales, Trichocomaceae. Gene Ontology annotation, molecular function: basic amino acid transmembrane transporter activity.